Rotaria socialis is the source of this 990-nucleotide messenger RNA. Lineage: Eukaryota; Metazoa; Rotifera; Eurotatoria; Philodinida; Philodinidae. The record is from the annotation of a GenBank genome assembly.
AUGUCUCUUCUAACUCGACCAAGUGUUGUCUUCGCUAUCGUAUUCGGAUGUUUUGCUGUAUUAGUACCACGAAUAUUUUUACCGCUAUUUCGAUCAAAACCAGCAGUAUCGCAGUUACAUGAUUUUGACGAACGUUUUCAACGACCAACACCGGUAGUGCCUAACAAUGAAAAUAGCGAUAGCAUCGAGCACAUUUCCGGUACUCCACCACAUAUGCGUGGGGCACAUCCAAAUAUGCGAAUGCAUCAUCCCGGCGCAAAUGGUCGCCAUCCAGGAUCAUCUGAACAAAGUGGUUCAAAAUCAAUUGUAACUCUUGCCCUACCAAUGUAUACUGUUGGUAUUGGAGUUUUUUUUAUUUAUACAUGUUUCAAAUAUUGGUCAAAAAAAGAUUGUGAUGGAAAUAAGCGUAAAAAUCGGUACUCAAAUGAAAAUCUUCCAUGGAAUAGUGAAAAACGAAAAAAUGAAUAUGAUUUACUUGAUAAAGAUAGUGAAGGUGAAGAUAAUAAAGAAGAUUUCUACAGUGGGCUAGAUCCAGAUUAUGUUGAAUUUUUAAAACUUAAAAAACAAAAAGCUUUAGAAGCCGAACGAGUUAUGACUGACGAACAAAAACAAAUGCAUUAUGCUCUUGAAGAAAUGAAGAAAUCUCUAUCGUUUAUCAGUUCAAAACUCGUUGCUAAAGAAAAUCGAGAAAGUUUAGAUAAUACUGAAAUUGUUCAAUUACAAGAGCGUCUUGCUUCGACAGAAGCCCAAAUGUGCAAAAUUUUAAGUGCACUUGAUGUUGCUUCGGAAAAAGUUAAUACUACAAUAAAAACUACUAAUCGAUCUCCAAAGCCUGCCAAAGAAAAGAAUUGUUGUGUAUCACGAUCAUCGAGUGAAGAUGAAAGUAAUUCUGAUCAUAACCAAUGUUUAUCAUCUUCCGAUGAAGAAAAUCCACCUGAUCAAGUAGUAGAAGACGAAGAUGACGAAACACAGGAGAAUCACGAUGAAUAA